UACUUAAUUAUUUUUUUGCAUGGAAUCCGUUCAUUUGAUGGAUGAUUUAUUUUGGGUUGGUUUUAUCAUGGUUAUCUAGAGUAAAUAACAUAAUUUUUUCCUCAAUGUUUUUUUAGACAAUAAUUUUUAAAUUCGCUGGUUUAGAGAACCUUCUGUGGUUUUAUUAUUAUAAGAAUAGAUGAUAUAGGCUUCUCUUUUGGAUUCUUUAAUUUGAGUCCUACUUGGUGUCUGUUCUAGUUCCUCCCCUCCAAAAUCUCAAAUGGUCGAUUUGCUUAUUUAUCUUGCCCCAACUGGAAAAAAAUCAAGAGAAUCCAGACAAAACUAAGAAGUUUUAGAAAGGAUUAUGGAGCAUGGAUACUUCUCAAAGAAUCAAGUUGUUCGUCUGGAAAUGUUUGCAAGAUGCACUGCCUACUAAACAGAAAUUAAGAUCUGUGGAAUACAAAUGUGUGUUUUGUAAUGAUGCAGUGGAAUCUACAUAUCACCUGUUCUCUGAUUGUGACUAUGCAAAGGAUGUGUGGAAUCUUCCACCAAUGGCGUCUCAUGGAGCACCUCAAAACUCAAACUCUAUCAAUAAUUAUUUCUUGCAUAAAUAUAAUGAAUGGAUAGCAGGAGAUUUGAAUUCUAUAUAAUGAAUGAAUGGCACUUGCAACAACUAAGUGCUGGUUCAUCUGGAAGGAAAGGUUUUGGUUUUAUCCUUCGUAACUGGAAAGGAACCUUCAAAGGAGCAGAAUCAUGCAUCUUUAGAAUCUCCACAGCUGAAGAAACAGAAGCUUUAACCGUUCUGCAUGCAACUAAAUGGGACCUCUCAAAGAAUUUACAAAAUCUGGUCAUUGAAGGGGAUAAUCAGGCAGUAAUAAGGUACUUACAAGGAAAAGUUUCAACCAUCCGAUGGCAAAGUCUAUCUAUUCUUGAAGAAGUAAAGAAGACAACAGUCAACUUAGUUUCUUUUUUGGGAUUCCACUAUGUAGACAGAAAGGCCAACAGAGUAUCUGAUCUAUUGGCUAAAAAGGGAAGGAAAAGCAACAUCAUAACCUCAUGGGGAGACCAAGCACCUAGUUUUUUUUAAU
This is a messenger RNA of Papaver somniferum (opium poppy), 1067 nucleotides long. RefSeq lists its product as uncharacterized. Gene Ontology annotation, molecular function: RNA-DNA hybrid ribonuclease activity; nucleic acid binding. The coding region runs from base 599 to 1066 and encodes 155 amino acids. The transcript has 3 exons. The record is from RefSeq and is a predicted model, not a curated record. Lineage: Eukaryota; Viridiplantae; Streptophyta; Magnoliopsida; Ranunculales; Papaveraceae.